AUGUCAGCAAAAAUUUAUCAGCACAAUGAAGAAACUUUCAUUUUGAAUAAACGUUGGAAUUUACGUGAAAGUCCUUGGCCAGCGAUUUCAGUCGAAUCUGCUUUAGCAAUUAUCGAUGAACAAAAAAUGCGAACACAAAUUAAAAUUGUAACAAUUCAAGAAAUUCGUGAAGGUGAUAUUAUUGCCGAGAAAAUCACUGCUGCUAGAGCUUAUCCAUCGUUUCGUACUUCAGUGAAAGAUGGCUAUGCAGUUAUUGCGUCUGAUGGCUGCGGAAUUCGCAUGAUUUCUGAUUCGUUAGAAGCUGGAGUAAAUACUGAUUUAAGACUUCGAGAAGGGUAUGUUUGUCGAGUCAACACAGGUUCAGCAAUUCCUUAUGGAGCUGAUGCUGUUGUGCCAGUUGAACAAACUGAAUUGUGUGGUAAAUCGGCUGAUGGAAAAUUAUUGGUAAAAAUUAUGGUUGAAGCAAAAAUUGGGCAAGAAAUAAGAGAAAUUGGAUCUGAUGUUGCUGAAGGUGAAACGAUGCUUGAAAGUGGGACUCAAAUUACUGCUGCCGAAUUUGGCAUAUUAAUCGCAUCGGAAAGACGUUUGUUUAAAAUAUACAGACGACCUAAAAUCGUUGUAAUGUCUACCGGAGAUGAGAUUGUUGAUUAUAAAAUAAUUUGUUGUACUCAAGGUUAUGUGCGCGAUACAAAUCGACCACAAUUAAUUUCACUAUUCAAAAGUGUUCCUGAGUCUCGAAAAGAUUCAAUAACAAUUUAUAUAGGAUUUUAUAGGGAAGAAGUUUUGAUCGAUUGCUUAGGUCAAGCUUUCGCUAUCGCUGAUAUUGUUGUCACAUCUGGUGGAGUUUCAAUGGGCACAAAAGAUCUUUUGAAAGAUGUUGUGCUUGAACAUUUUAAAUUUAAAAUUCAUUUUGGUCGUGUGUUUAUGAAGCCUGGUCUGCCAACAACUUUUGCAUCAGGAAUAAUAGAUGGCCGUUCAAAAAUAUUGUUUGCUUUACCUGGAAACCCUUUAUCCGCAUGGGUUACCUCUCAUGUUUUUGUUGUCCCAACACUUAAAAAAAUUGUUGGUUCAUCAAACUAUAAUUUUCCGGUCAUCGCUGCAAAGGUUAUCAUUAAUCUUUUAAAAUAUAGAAAUUUUAUUAAUCCUGUUAGAAGAAGCGAACGCAGUAGG
This is a messenger RNA of Dracunculus medinensis (Guinea worm), 1170 nucleotides long. Lineage: Eukaryota; Metazoa; Nematoda; Chromadorea; Rhabditida; Dracunculidae. The record is from the annotation of a GenBank genome assembly.